AAUCCACGCCCACGUGUUCUAAACCUUUAAAAACUUCGAAGAACGGGUUCUAACACCAUUUAUUUCACACGACUUUCUUCCCCCUCCAUGUGAUUAAAAUUUAAUCACUUUUAUAACAUUUCACAAAAUUCCGAACUUAUUAACUCGUUUGUUAUAAAAACCGAUAAUCGAGUUUGGCCUCCAAAUUGACUUAGUUGGGUGUUCAUUUUCUUGAGUUGACACUCCCAAUACUUGCAAGACACAUGUGUACAGCUUCAAAUAUUUGGGAAGAAGGUUAACUUAACAAAAGUUUAUAUUCACGAUGAACGAGAGGCAAAGGUUUGCUCAGCUCUUAAGAGUUUGCUCAAAGAAUCUUCUUUUAGAUCAAGGAUUGCAGGUCCAUACCGCAAUACUAAAAAUGGGUUACGCGUUUGACAUGAUGAUAAACAAUGACCUCAUAGAUAUGUACGGAAAAUGUGGCAGGUGUGAGAUUGCACGUAAGGUGUUCGAUAAAAUGCUUCAAAGAAACGUUGUAUCUUGGACAUCUCUUAUGUGUGGGUACUUGAAUCUGAACGAUGCCAAAAGCUCAUUAUUGCUCUUAUGUAAAAUGGGAAGGUCUGUUGUUAAACCAAAUGAGUUUACUUUCUCUACAAAUUUUAAAGCUUGUGGCUUUGUGGGUGUUGUUGAAAAUGGUAUGCAGAUUCAUGGGUGGUGUUGUAAAACUGGCUUUGAAUGGUUCCCUGUGGUGGGGAAUUCUAUGAUUGAUAUGUAUUCGAAAUGCGGAAACGUUGAUGCAGCAGCUCAGGUGUUCGAUAAAAUGCCUGAGAGAAGCUUGAUAAGUUGGAAUGCGAUGAUAGCGGGAUAUGCGGUUAGACACACCGGUAACAAAUCUUUGGUUUUGUUCAAGGAAAUGCAGACGCAAGGAAAAGUUCCGGAUGAGUUUACUUAUACGAGCACUUUAAAGGCGUGUGCUGGUAUAGGUGAACUGUCGGCUGGGAGGCAACUUCAUGGUUUUAUGAUUUCUACGGGGUUUCGGUUGUCACAGCAAACGAUUGUUUCAGGUUCACUCAUCGAUUUGUAUGCGAAAUGCGGGUGUUUGUUUGAGGCACAAAAAGUGUUUGAUUUAGUCGAAAGGAAGAGUGUGAUCUCUUGGACAACGCUAGUUGUAGGCUACGCUCAAGAUGGAAACUUGUCAAAGGCUAUGGAGUCGUACACCGCACUUAGAAAGAGCAACAUUCCGGUUGACGGGUUUGUUCUUUCAAGCGUGAUGGCGGUUUUUGCCGAUUUUGCUCUUCUUGAACAAGGGAAGCAAAUGCAUGCUUACAUGAAAAAAGUCCCGUUUGGUCUAGACGUCUCGGUGUCAAAUUCAGUCAUGGACAUGUAUCUUAAAUGUGGUUUAAUAGAAGACUCACGUAAAGUAUUCAACGAAAUGCCCAAACGGAAUGUGAUAUCUUGGACCGUCAUGAUAACCGGUUACGGAAAACAUGGUCUCGGCAAAGAAGCGGUUAACAUAUUUGAACACAUGCUAUCGGAGAACCUUGACCCCGAUGAAGUGACGUACUUGGCCGUACUCUCGUCUUGUAGUCACUCCGGGUUAGUCGACGAGUGUAAAAAAUACUUCUCUAGAUUACGCAACGACCCCACGAUCAAACCGAAUGUAGAACAUUAUGCUUGUAUGGUUGAUCUCCUUGGUAGAUCGGGGCGUUUGAAAGAAGCUAGAGAUCUUAUCGAGAACAUGCCCGUGAAGGCGAAUUCGGGGAUUUGGCAGACGUUGCUUAGUGCUUGCAAAGUACACGGAGAUUUUGAAAUGGGACGUGAAGUAGGAGAAAUUUUAUUAAAAAUGGAUGAUGUAAGCGUUGUAAACUACGUGAUGAUAUCAAGCAUCUACGCCAAUGCCGGCUUUUGGAACGAGAGUGAACGUGUUAGAAAGUCGGUUAAAGCCAAAGGGUUAAAGAAAGUAGGUGGGCAGAGUUGGGUAGAGAUCGAUAAAACGAUCCACUUUUUCUACAACGGAGAUGAGAGACACCCGUUGACACCACGAAUCCACGAAAAGUUGAAGGAAGUUGAGAAACGAUUGAAAGAAGAAGUGUGUUACGCUUACGAAGUGAGGUUUUCAUUGCAUGAUGUGGAGGAGGAAUCGAGGGAAGAGAGCUUGAGGGUUCAUAGUGAAAAGUUGGCGAUCGGGCUCGUUUUGGUUCAUGAUGAAGGGAGCGAGAAAGAUGAGAGGAGACUGAUUCGAGUUUUUAAAAACCUAAGAGUGUGUGGAGAUUGUCACGAGUUUAUAAAGGGCUUGUCGAAGAUAUCGAAGAAAGUGUUUUUGGUAAGAGAUGCUAAUAGGUUUCAUAAAUUUGAAAAUGGUGAGUGUUCUUGUGGAGAUUAUUGGUGAUGGUGGUGUUUGUAUCCAAAGAUUGCUUAUGUAACUUGAACUAUAAACGCGCAUAUGCGUACUGGAGGCGGAAUACUACUGUAUCGGUAAUUGGGUGUAGAGAGUCCGGCGGCUGAUGUUCAAAUACCCGCGUGUAAAAAAAAUGGUUCAGUGGGCCCACAUGGAAAAACGCACAUUCUUGAGGCAACGCGUUGAGGCGGCUUUAUUGAUGGACAGCGAGUAUUCGGAAGCCUUAACCCUCUUUCUGGUUUGGUCAAAGAAGUCAGAGGACUGGAUGACUGUUACUUCUUGUUGAUAUGAUGUUAUAAUGUUAUGCAAAGUCAUUGUGAACCAGGAUGAGUCAACAUAUUUACAGAUUUUGGUGUAAAAACUAGGUUGACAAAAUGGGCGUGUCGGGCAGGUUCGGGUCAUGGGUCAAAACAGAUGGGUUAUGAGCAAAAAGAGUUCGGGUCAGACUGGGCCAUCUUUAAAAAACCGUCAACCUAGUUACUGGAAAUUGGAAUAUUUGUUGGAUCUUGAAAAUUCUGUGUACUGAUUUGUUUUGGCGACUUAAAGGAAACCGAGCAGCUCAGAAAUCCAAUAUCAAACAAGAUAAUGCAGAGCUGAGGUAGUCAGUGGCGAAGCUUGAGAUUUCCGACCGAUGGGUCGAUAACGUAUAUACCCAAAUAUUUCUAUAAAACUGGAGGGUCGAAAGUAUAUAUACCAAAAAAUUUCUAUACGAAAACUACAUACUCUCCGCUACUGAGCAAAAAGUUUGGGGGGUUGGCGGCCCCCUCCCGCCCCCACUAUGCUACGCCCCUGGAGGUAGUUUCUUGUUAACACCUAUGGUGUUUUGCAAUAUUAAGUCUGCAACUUCAUAUUUAACCCACUAUUUCUAAUAAUGUUCCAACACCAAGCACCUCUGUGCCUUCAAAUUGUCAUAUUAAAAUUUGAGAUGCUCAUUUUGACCCGCUGACUAAUUUGAGAUGAACCAUAUUGACCCGUUGACUAA
Messenger RNA from Helianthus annuus (common sunflower), 3356 nucleotides. RefSeq names its product putative pentatricopeptide repeat-containing protein At3g15130. Gene Ontology annotation, molecular function: protein binding; RNA binding; zinc ion binding. NCBI's taxonomy places the organism in Eukaryota, Viridiplantae, Streptophyta, Magnoliopsida, Asterales, Asteraceae. The transcript has a single exon. The record is from RefSeq and is a predicted model, not a curated record. Bases 302 to 2365 code for a protein of 687 amino acids. Gene Ontology annotation, biological process: RNA modification.